UACCUGCAGGCAUACCGGCAGCUGUUGUAGCUAGCUACUCCAGCUAUAUCAUUGAUACAUAUAAUAAAUUAAAAAAAGAUAAUUAAACAAUGGAACACCAGAAGGCAGCUGCAGAAAUGAACGGAGUUUGCAAUGGGAACACUGUAGCAGAAUACAACUGCCACAAAGUGCUAAGUGAAGAAGCCAUGACACAGUCGGAGAAAGCGGCAGUGUACAACUGUCACGGGACGUCCCGUAAGGAGAGUGAAGACGAGUUCAAACUACCAGCCCUGGAAGCGGCGUACAACACCAUUCUGAAGGGGCUCGGGGAGAACACAGACCGGCAGGGGCUGCUCCUGACACCCCGGAGAGCGGCCAAAGCCAUGCAGUUUCUAAUCAAAGGCUACCACGAAACCAUCUACGAUAUCCUUAAUGGUGCCAUUUUCGAUGAAGACCAUGAUGAAAUGGUGAUUGUGAAGGACAUUGAUAUGUUCUCAAUGUGCGAGCAUCACCUGGUGCCGUUCUUUGGCAAGGUUCACAUAGGAUAUCUCCCAAACAAAAGGAUUGUUGGACUGAGCAAGCUGGCAAGGAUUGUUGAAAUCUUCAGCCACAGACUUCAAGUUCAAGAACGACUAACGAAGCAGAUAGCAUUAGCGAUCACAGAGGCUCUGAACCCAGCAGGAGUAGCGGUAGUUAUUGAGGCUGCUCACAUGUGCAUGGUGCUGAGAGGUGUGCAGAAGAUCAACAGCCAGACCAUCACCAGCACCAUGCUGGGGGUGUUCAGAGGGGACCCCAAGACUCGGGAGGAGUUCCUCUUGCUGGUGAGGAGCUGAGCCACCCAUACCCUUCCUCGAACCAGUACCCCCAGAGCACUCAGGAAACAGGAGCCCUUGCUGCUCAUACCUGUCAUAACAAAACCUAAACAUAGCAAUAACAUUGUGAAAUCAUAUGAAAAUACUAUAUAGACAUGUAUCCC
Messenger RNA from Polyodon spathula (Mississippi paddlefish), 955 nucleotides. Its product is annotated as GTP cyclohydrolase 1-like. Gene Ontology annotation, biological process: tetrahydrobiopterin biosynthetic process; tetrahydrofolate biosynthetic process. The record is from RefSeq and is a predicted model, not a curated record. The coding region runs from base 90 to 812 and encodes 240 amino acids. Gene Ontology annotation, cellular component: cytoplasm. Lineage: Eukaryota; Metazoa; Chordata; Actinopteri; Acipenseriformes; Polyodontidae. Gene Ontology annotation, molecular function: GTP cyclohydrolase I activity; GTP binding; zinc ion binding. The transcript is spliced from 6 exons.